This is a messenger RNA of Dibothriocephalus latus, 495 nucleotides long. The record is from the annotation of a GenBank genome assembly. NCBI's taxonomy places the organism in Eukaryota, Metazoa, Platyhelminthes, Cestoda, Diphyllobothriidea, Diphyllobothriidae.
ACCGGACCAGUAAUAGAGCUCAGCGACAGUGAAGACGUCGACGCGGCUGACGACGGAGAGGACGAGGUGCAGGCUGAGUACUGUGAACUGCGCGACGCGGCUAAUCUCCCAGACGCCAAUGGCCGUAUCUCAAUCGGCUCCUCCGGCAGUGGAUCCGAGGCUCAAACCCUUUUCCUUUCCCCCCAUAUCACCCGUAUCAUCAAGCCCCACCAAGUGAGUGGCGUACGUUUUCUCUACGACAAUCUCAUCGAAAGUCAAUCACAAUUCGAAACGACUGAAGGAUUUGGCUGCAUUCUCGCACACAGCAUGGGAUUGGGCAAAAGCGUUCAAAUCAUCGCCUUCCUUGAUGUCAUCUUCCGUUACUGCAAGGCCCGCAGUGUACUUCUCAUCGUUCCAAUCAAUACACUUCAGGUGCGUUCCUGUUUUUAUUUAUCUGCGAGUCGUACCACUGUCAAUGACUCGAUCCUGUAUUCUUUUAGUUUCUUCAGUUAUUGA